Molecule: messenger RNA, 1233 nt
Organism: Acanthisitta chloris (rifleman)
Lineage: Eukaryota; Metazoa; Chordata; Aves; Passeriformes; Acanthisittidae
Product: DENN domain-containing protein 2C-like
Exons: 11
Source: RefSeq, a predicted model, not a curated record
CCUGAACAUCCCUUCAGACAGUCAAAGGAUACUGAAGAGAGGCUAAAGGUCAUACCCAAAUUCUGCUUUCCAGAUCCCAAAGACUGGUUUCCUGCAUCAGACCUUAAAAGUGAAACCUUUUCCUUUGUGCUGACGGGUGAGGAUGGCAGCCGCUGGUUUGGGUACUGCAAGAAGCUCCUGCCAGAAGGGAAAGGGAAGCGCCUGCCCGAGGUGUACUGUAUCGUGAGCCGCCUGGGCUGCUUCAACCUCUUCUCCAAGAUUUUGGAUGAAGUGGAGAAGAGGAGAGAGAUGUCCCCAGCCCUCGUCCACCCCUUCAUGCGCAGUGUGAUGGAGGCUCCUUUCCCUGCCCCAGGACGCACGAUCACCGUCAGGAGUUUCCUGCCAGGAGCAGGAGAUGAGGUGAUGGAGCUGUGCCGCCCCUUGGACUCUCGGCUCGAACACGUUGACUUCGAGUGCCUGUUUCAGUGUUUGAGUGUCUCCCACACCAUUCGGGUCUUUGCCUCUCUCCUGCUGGAAAGGAGAGUCAUCUUUGUGGCUGACAACUUAAGCACUCUGUCUAAAUGUGGCCACGCUGCAGUCGCAACGCUUUACCCCUUCACCUGGCAGCACACCUACAUCCCAGUCCUGCCAGCUUCUAUGAUUGAUAUCGUGUGCUCUCCGACCCCGUUCUUAAUUGGCAUUCUCUCCUGCUCCUUGCCACAGCUCCAGGACCUGCCCAUAGAAGAGGUUCUGAUUGUUGAUCUUUGUGCUGACAAGUUCUUGCAAGAGGUAUCAGAUGAAGAUGAGAUCCUGCCUCAUAAACUCCAGGCUGCACUUGUACAAGUCUUGGAAGAACGCAGUGAAAUCCUGUCAAAUGGGCAGAGUGACACACAAGGUGAGAUGACUCUGAACUCCCUGGUGUCCGAAGCUUUUGUGCAGUUCUUUGUGGAGAUUGUUGGCCACUACUCCCUGCACAUGAAUGUCACAGAGAAGGGGGAGAGGGUGUUCCAGCGGGAGCUGUUCCGGAAAUCCCACGCGUCGCGCAACGUGCGGCAGUUCCUGCACUUCUUCAUGGAGACACAGAUGUUUGCAGGGUUCAUACAGGACCGAGAGCUCAGCAAGAACGUGGUCAAAGGCCUUUUUGAGGUUCGUGCCUUGGAGUAUUUGGAGAGUAUUCCAGAAACAGAACGAACUGGAAUGAACAAAAUCCUUCGCAGUCUUGGCAGUAAAAUGAAGUUUCUACAGAAGAAGUGA